Molecule: messenger RNA, 879 nt
Organism: Adineta ricciae
Lineage: Eukaryota; Metazoa; Rotifera; Eurotatoria; Adinetida; Adinetidae
Source: the annotation of a GenBank genome assembly
AUGGUUAUUAAAAAAAUGAGUCCAAACUGUUUUGAGACGACAACUGCAAGGACACAUAACGAUAUGACAUCAUCAUCAUCAGCUACUCAAUCAUCAACGACGAUAUCGUCAUCACCGUCAUCAAGCUCAUCUAUUCCACUUGUACCAUCAUCAUCUCUACAUAAUAAUCAUCACACAGGUGGUCAUAUAACAUGUGUUAUCAUUGGUGAUUGCGGUGUCGGUAAAUCUUCAUUAGUUGUAAGUUAUACAACAAAUGAUUUUCCAACGCAAUAUGUACCAACUGCAUUCGAUAAUUAUUCUGUCGACGUGUCGGUUGGCACACGACUUGUUCAUUUCGACAUUUGCGAUACAGGAGGAAAGGAACAAUUCUCACCUUUACAUGGCCUUUGUAUUCCAUACAGUGAUGUUAUUCUAUUAUGCUUUAGUGUCGUUAAUCCUUCAUCAUUUCAAAAUGCAAUCACAUAUUGGCUGUCGCGUGCACGUCGUUCCAAUUCGAAAAUUCCAAUCAUACUUGUCGGUACACAAAUGGAUCUUCGAUCAGAUUUACAAACGUUGUUAACACUCGAUCAACAAAAACUUAAACCGGUGACUGAGAAAGAAGCACGUGCACGUGCACAAGAAAUGCACGCUUGUAGUUAUAUUGAAUGUUCAGCAUUAACAGAAAAGAAUCUUAAAACUGUAUUCGACACUGCUGUGCUAACAGCGAUUGAAUUUCGUGAUGCAAAUACGACACUACCGGCUUCGACGGCAUCCAUUGUACCUUUACUUGAACAACAAAAACAAGAACAAACAUCAGCCAAGCCGUCUCGAUCCCGUCAUCAUCAUCAUCAUUCAACCAAAACUUGGAGAAAAUUGGUCUCGGGUUGUAUAGGUGUCUGA